Drosophila gunungcola (fruit fly) is the source of this 3503-nucleotide messenger RNA. It is a transcript of the gene Spps, whose product is annotated as transcription factor Sp4. NCBI's taxonomy places the organism in Eukaryota, Metazoa, Arthropoda, Insecta, Diptera, Drosophilidae. The record is from RefSeq and is a predicted model, not a curated record. The transcript has a single exon. Gene Ontology annotation, biological process: regulation of transcription by RNA polymerase II. The coding region runs from base 259 to 3147 and encodes 962 amino acids. Gene Ontology annotation, molecular function: DNA-binding transcription factor activity, RNA polymerase II-specific; RNA polymerase II cis-regulatory region sequence-specific DNA binding.
UCUGCGUUUGUGUUUGUCAAAACAAAAUUAAAUUAAAAACCAAAAGCUCGAGAAAUUGCCUUUGAAAUUCGGGUUUUCUAUGUGUUCGAAUGUAAGCGACGGUUCCCCGCGCACCAGUGUACAUGAACCCGUGUGUGCCAUCUGCGUUUGAAUGCCACCAAAUCUGCUGGCAGUGUUGCGCGUCUGAGCGAGAAAAAAACUGGACAUGUUUCGCUCGAAGCACUUGUGACUGCCGAAAUCUCAAUUAAAAGCGCUGCCAUGCUGCAGUACAAGAGUGCCGCCAGUGCGGCGAACAAUGCGCCCCCAACCACUCCCUCGGCAGCCGGCGGAUCCGCCAAAGCGGCGCCUCCAAGCGGACCGAGUACCGCUGCCCCACAAACCCAGGCACAGGGUGCUCCUGGAGCACCCACCAUGCAGCAGAUCAUCAACAUCCACCAGAUGCCACCCCAGUUCGCCGGCGGAGCGGUAUCUGGUGGCGGCCAGGCCUCUGGAUUGCCGCAGAAUAUGUUCCAGAUCGUCCAGCCCAUGCCCAUGCAAACGGUGAACAUCGAUGGCCAGGAGGCCAUCUUUAUACCCAACCUUAAUGCCCAGCUCGCCACAGCGCAGGCAGUGAACAUCAACGGUCAGCAAGCCUUCAUUACGCCCAGCGGUCAGAUCCUGAGGGCUCCCCAAGUGGCGCCCAAUCCGGCAGCCUCCAACUGCAUCCAGCUGCAACAGCUUAACGGGAUGGCUCAGGAGCAAACUCAGCUGAUCAGCAUACCCGGCACGAACAUUCAAAUACCCGUCACCAAUCUCAUCCAGCAGCAGCAGCAGGUGCAGCAAGUGCACCAGGGCGCAGUGCAGCAGCAUGCACAGGGAACGAAUGCUUCUGGAGCCACCGCAUCGGGCGGAGCCGCCGGCGGGACAGUGAGCCAGCUGCCUGGAAGCAUCACCAUCCCGGGCACCAACCUACAAAUACCCACCUCGGUGGCGGCGGCCAACGGAUUGCUGGGAAACAUCUCCAACCUGCUGGGUGGCGGUCAAUCCAUUAAGCUGGAGAACGGCCAGCUGCAGUUGCGUCCCCAACUGGUGCAGUUUCCGGCGCAGGCCGUGCCCCAGCAGCAACAAACGGUGGCCGUGCAAAUACCCGUGCAGACUGCUAACGGCCAGACCAUCUACCAGACGGUUCAUGUGCCUGUUCAGGCAGCGGCAACGGCCGGCGGAGGACUACAAAACCUAAUGCAGGCACAAUCCCUGCAGAUGCCCGCCGCCUCGCAGAUGCAAAUCAUCCCGCAGUUUUCGCAGAUUGCUCAGAUUGUGACGCCCAACGGGCAAAUUCAGCAGGUGCAACUGGCCAUGCCAUAUCCCCAGCUGCCGCCAAAUGCCAACAUUAUACACAUUCAGAAUCCUCACCAGCAGCAGCAGCAGCAAGUACAGCAACAACAGCAGCAGGCCCAGCAACAACAGCAGGCGCAACAGCAACAGGCACAGCAGCAGCAACAGGUCCAGGCGCAACACCAGCAGCUCCUCCAGGCCAUCAGCGAGGCCUCGGCCGGGGGACAGCUGCCGCCCAACCAGCCCAUCACCAUCACCAAUGCCCAGGGCCAACAGCUGACCGUGAUUCCCGCCCAGCUGCGUCAGAGUGCACCUCCUGCCCCUGCGCCCACUCCAGCUGCCGUGCCCACGCCGAUGCAGCUGCCCAAUCUCCAGGCAUUGCCCAUUCAGAACAUACCGGGCUUGGGUCAAGUGCAAAUCAUCCACGCCAACCAGUUGCCCCCGAAUCUACCGGCCAACUUUCAGCAGGUCCUGACCCAACUGCCCAUGUCACAGGCCCAUGUUCAGACCCAGGGCCAAGUGCAAGUGAUGCCCAAGCAGGAGCCGCAGAGUCCCACGCAUAUGAUUACCAGCAUUAAACAAGAGCCGCCGGAUACCUUUGGACCCAUCAGCGCCACCGGCAAUCCACCGGCACCCGCUUCCACGCCGAGCACAUCGACGCCGCAACAGCAGCAGAUCAAGUUCCUGCAGACGGAGGGCAGCUCCCUGUCCAGCCUGAGCAUACCAGCCUCUAUUCAGAUCACGGCGCUGCCACAGCCAACGGCGAAUCCACCGAACACCCCAGCUCCAGCCACACAAUCAAAUCCCAUGUCGCUACCGGCGAGAAGCAAAGCCAACUUGGUGAGCACCUCUAGCACUCAGAUAACAAUUGCACCAACCGGCGGCCAAGUGGUGGCUGUGACCACGCAGGCUAGGGGAGCGUCUGCCAGCAUAAGGAGCACGAACAGUGGCACGACGACGAUAACCACUCCAGCCCAGAGCAAUCUGAAUGUGAGCAUCAGUGUGGCGAGUACAGGAGGUGGUGGCUCGGGAGGCGGCGGUGCAGCGGCAGCUGGAGAGCCGAAGCCCCGCCUGAAGCGAGUUGCCUGCACCUGUCCAAACUGCACCGACGGCGAGAAGCACUCGGACAAGAAGCGCCAGCACAUCUGCCACAUCCCCGGUUGCCAGAAGGUGUACGGCAAGACCUCCCAUCUUCGAGCUCACUUGCGCUGGCACACUGGCGAACGUCCGUUCGUCUGCUCCUGGGUUUUCUGCGGCAAGCGGUUCACGCGUUCCGAUGAGCUGCAGCGCCACCGGCGGACUCACACGGGCGAAAAACGGUUCCAGUGCCGCGAGUGCAACAAGAAGUUCAUGCGCAGCGAUCACCUCUCCAAGCACAUCAAGACGCACUUCAAGAGCCGCUCCGGCGUGGAGCUCAUCGAGCUGAGCAUCAAGCAGGAGGGCAAGAGCGGCAAUGCGCCGAAGAGCAUUAGCACGAUGAGCGGCGUUGUGACGAUAGAGAUUCCGGGCGGCGGAGCGACGACGGCGGGCAGUGGAGCCUCCAGUGUGGCGGCCACGGUUGCGGGCUCAACUGUGACGCCAGGCGGGGCCACGAUCGUUCAGCUGCCGGCUGCAGAGGCCACCGGCGGAGGCGACAGUUUCGGCGAGGACGAAGAUGACGAGGAGGAUGAAGAGAUGACCGAAGAGGAUGAGGAAGAUGAAGAGGAGCUGGACGAGGACGAACUGGAUGAUGGCGAGGACGAGGAGGACGACGACGAGCCGGAACUGGACAGCGGUGAUGAGGCAAAGAUGACCAUUGCUGUUAGCGAGCCGGGCGAUAACUCGUCCAACUAGCAUUCGGAGUCGCUGUUCAUGGAACAGUUCUUGUUUGACCACUUCCCGUAGCACCCACCGCCCCCCUGCCACGCCCCGUGGGACCAUGUAAACUAGUUCUAACUGUAAAUUGUACAUAGCGUAAUUAUGUAAAAGCGAGCAUUUCAAAUGUUUAACUCCGUGUACAGUUCCGGUUGCGGAUCAUCCUAGCAUAGUGUACAUAGUAUAAAUCGAGCCUCGUAUUGUAGCUAAGAUUUUAUUAAUAAUUUUAUACAUUUUUUAGAGACUCAAUGUUUUUAACACGUUUUUUACACACCCUUCACAUAGACACAUAGAAGGAUAACGAAACUCAAUAAAAGCAAACUUCGAUUUUACAA